AUGACUGAAGAAUGGUGUUGUGAAAAACUGGAAAACCUAAAAAUAAAAGAGAAUCGUAUGUCCACCCUAGCGGAGAUACGAGGUCGCCUCAAUGAAACUCCAAAUUUGGAAGCAAAGGUAACCAACCGUUUGCUAACAUCUUCGGAAAUAUAUGACUGUUUGGAAGUAGAGGACGACGAUGAAUCGCCACUGGACGCCAAUGCAGAUCCUAUGGACUUGGUUAGCGACAUCCUGUCCAUAUGCAUGGCCAAUUUGUCCUUACGUCAAAACGAUUUACCACGUCUGCUGGACAGAGCUUUGCAGCACAAGAGGUCACGCAUUCGUUCCUUGGCACUGAAUGCCAUACUCAAGGAAUUACAAAAUCAAAUAAGUGAUGUCAGCUUGGGCGCUGCCAUCUCCGAUGACCUACUUCGACACAUUUUAAAGGCAUUGCAAGAAUCAGAGACCCAACUCGGAAGUCCUGCUGUAAAAAUUCUGACCAUUGUUUUGCCGGAACAUUUACAGAAGUCAUAUGUGAAGGAAACACUUUUAGAAGCCCUGAAGGGUUCUGAGGUGGUCAAGUGUCGUGUCUAUGAAUUGGCUGUCAAUCUUUCUAAAAGUUCGCCUGCAACAUUGGAACAAGUUGCGUUCAUACUUGAUCAUGCACUGUCGGAAUUGGAUAACGAUGAUGUUUUGUUGCAAGUGAAUAUUCUGGAAAUAUUAGCAUCGUUGGCGGAACAAAAUCAUGGCAUAAUAUUUUUGGAAAAACAACAGGUGUUCGAUGUCAUUAGCAAGAAAGUUGAACUUAUCGAACAGAAUCCACUGGAUCGCCUAUUGGUUCCGGGCAUAAUGAAGUUCUUUGGGAAAAUUUCCAGCAUACAGCCACAAAAGAUUAUAACUGGAUAUCCGCGUAUGAUACAAUGUCUAUUCGAGUGUUUGCAUUCGGGAGAUGUGUCGCUGUUGCCAGCAGCUUUUGAUACAUUAGCUAACCUGUGUCAAUCUCAACAAGGCGUAAUCCUAUUGGAAGAAAACUACAGCAGUGAUGUCAAAGAGAGUAUGGAGGAUUAUAGUUCUUAUUUGCGCAACUUGCCUUCAGAACUGAAAAAUCGAGCAUUUAGUAGUUUAGAAUUGAUAUUUACAUUCGACGAAGCCGUUUCAAAUCAAGUGAGCGAAAUUUUACACAAAUGGUUUCAACAUUUAAAUGAUGGACAAAAUAAUAUGCAAUUCCUUAUGGACUUUUGUCGCAAUCCAUUCCCUGAUAUAAAAAUUUCAACAUUAAAUUUAAUUGGUGCCACUUGUCUGUAUGCUUGGGGCAUUGAUGCCCUGAAAAAUACAGCUGGAUUUUUGGAAUAUCUCCUCGAUCGGAAAAUCGAAUUUGACAAGGAAGCAAAAUAUGCAAAAUAUUGUGUCAUUAAAAUUUUAGCCGAAAGCUGUGCUUUUGAUAUUGAGACCAACAAUCAGUUGCGUACAUAUGUCAAUGAGGGUCCAUAUUAUGUGCAAGCAAUAAUGGAUGUUGCUGUCGAGGGCAAUUAAAAAAUA
Musca vetustissima is the source of this 1518-nucleotide messenger RNA. Its product is annotated as 26S proteasome non-ATPase regulatory subunit 5. The coding region runs from base 1 to 1512 and encodes 503 amino acids. Gene Ontology annotation, cellular component: cytosol. The record is from RefSeq and is a predicted model, not a curated record. Gene Ontology annotation, biological process: proteasome assembly. NCBI's taxonomy places the organism in Eukaryota, Metazoa, Arthropoda, Insecta, Diptera, Muscidae. The transcript is spliced from 3 exons.